AUGUGGAACACAACUGCAGGUUCUAACAGUAAUCUUGCAUCAAGUGGUAGUGGUAUUGGAAAAUACUUUCCAGGACAAGGUCCAGACACCGUUUUUGAUAAAAAUACAAGCACUAAAUAUGUGAAUUUUGGAAAUUGUAAUAAUACUGCGAACGGCUCACCCAUUUGUGCACAAAAUACUGGAUUCUAUCUGACACUAAAGAGAGGUGCAUCAUUGCUCGUCGCUUUUCGAUAUGUUACCGCCAAUAGUUAUCCACAACGUGACCCACUAACAAUCACCAUUGAAGGAAGCAACAACAAUCCUACAGAGCUUACUCGUCGAUCGAGCUGGACCUUACUCUACAAUGGCUCCUCUGGUAUUUCCAUAAAUCAAACCCGAUUGACAUAUGGAUCAAUACAAUGGUUAUCACAAAAUUCAACAUGGUAUGCGAGCUAUCGAUUUUUGGUUAAUUUAGCCACGAAUAAUGGGACAAAUAUCCCAUACAUACAAUAUUCUGAGGUAGAACUAUUUGGCUACUGA
Messenger RNA from Rotaria socialis, 519 nucleotides. The record is from the annotation of a GenBank genome assembly. NCBI's taxonomy places the organism in Eukaryota, Metazoa, Rotifera, Eurotatoria, Philodinida, Philodinidae.